Papilio machaon (common yellow swallowtail) is the source of this 1802-nucleotide messenger RNA. RefSeq lists its product as uncharacterized. The transcript is spliced from 5 exons. Bases 362 to 1795 code for a protein of 477 amino acids. The record is from RefSeq and is a predicted model, not a curated record. NCBI's taxonomy places the organism in Eukaryota, Metazoa, Arthropoda, Insecta, Lepidoptera, Papilionidae.
CUGCCGGUGCAGUGCACAUUUGCUCAAGAUGCACCAGUGCAAGCGAUCGCUUGCGCUCACGCUGACGCGGUAGCGGGUAGAGGCAGUGCCGCGGGGCGAUUGAAGCCGCCUCCAGUUCGCCAGCCCGCCACCACGGCACGCCACGCUAGUAUGCCGCGCGUCGCCACGCCGAGCGCUCAGACGCUAAAUCGACUUCUAAUAAAACAAACAGACCUAUUAUCUCGCCGCGAUAACGACACUAUAUCAGUUCUGAUAAUUUACCAGAGUGAUAACAGAUAAAAAACGAAGUGGACGACGCCUGUUUCGCUGUGCCCCUGUUAUGUAAAAUUUUUACAAUCGGAAAAUCUUCGGAGUCGCAGCUAUGACGACGAUGGCGGGACCUCGGAAGACAGUCUCAAUUUAUGACUAUCCUGAGCACCUGAACCCCUUUCGGGAGGAGGAUAACCAUAACAAGAUACGUUUCUGGACGAUUGGACGUAAACUCAGUCGAUCGAACAGCAUCACAUUUAAGGACAUAAGAAAUUCUUGGUCAUUAAGAUCGUUUAUGAAGAAAGGAAAAAAAGAAAAAGCAGAAACCAAGUCGAGUCAGCAGAAUGGAGAGAGCAGUCCUAUUGUCUUCAGGCGGGCUUUGCAAUAUUCGUCAGCGUCAACGGGCAGUGGCACGGGCGUUCGCAGCACGGUGGGCUCUCCGGAGCGCGCGGACCGGUACGUCUAUGGAGGCUCGGUGACGCCACUACCGCGAUCCCGCUUCCAGGAGCGCCUACGCAGCCCUAGCCAGCACGAGGUCAACUCCAUCAGUACAACGCCGCGCAUGGCCCGCAGCGACAUAACGGGUUCGCGGCUGAGCGUGGAGAGCACCAACCCCUUCGACGAGUGCCCCGUACCGCCGGUACGCGCCUCACGACGCAAGAAAAAGCGCGCGCCCCUGCCCCCGCCAACUGCUGCCAUUUCUCCUGACGUUACGGUGGAACAAACAGAGUUGAGAAUAACUGAAACAGACGACCAAAAAGAACAAAAUAAAAGUGUCGAUGACGAGAUAGAAAAUGUCAAUUUGAAUAUUGAACUCAAAAUAGUCGAAGAUGAAGAUGUUCAGAACACAAGUAUGGAGACGAGUCCUACCACAGUCGAAGAUAUAUCAACAACGACGGUUUCAGAAAAACUUGAUGAUACAGAAAACAAAAUCGAAGAUACAAACGAACAAGUGAACGGCAAAGAUGAUGAAAUAAUCAAAGUAAAAAGUGCCGAUUCUGAAGAUGAUAUAUUGAACAAGGUGUCAUUUCCCAAAAUUGAUAUAAAUAAGUAUAGAAGAAACUCAAGUGUUAACGAAGAUGAUAUCAGAUUGCGACGAGGUAACCUAGAAGACUUCCAUUCGUUAUCCAAUAAACGGAGCAAAAGUUUAACGAAUGCUCUCGAUGGAUCGUACGUGUCUUAUGAUAUAAAUUUAAAUGAAGACAAAAGUAACAUCGAUUUGAACAGCAAUGAGGAACCUCAGAAAGUUGUGUGCAAACUUUACGAAGAUCCUAGAAAGCAUAGCAUCGAUAAAUCUAUUUCUAGUACAGAAAAUGAGUUUAUGGAAAUCGAUAAAGCCACAAGAGAACUUGAAAGAGAAAUCAGUAAACUAAAUUCGGCUUUACACGAGGACGAUAUAACUUUGCACGGAGCGCGUCUGUCAGUCUCGGAUAUAAGAAGGAAAUUUGAUAAACCUGAUGUUUCGUCACCAAAUCCAAUACCAAAGCCACGAAGGAGUCACAAUGGCGACACACAAUCAACUGCUAAUGGAAAUAUUCAAACGUAAGAACUGA